Periconia digitata is the source of this 1371-nucleotide messenger RNA. The record is from the annotation of a GenBank genome assembly. NCBI's taxonomy places the organism in Eukaryota, Fungi, Ascomycota, Dothideomycetes, Pleosporales, Periconiaceae.
UUGAUUCUCGUCAUGCCACCCAAACUCGAAAUUGUUAUCGUAGGGGCAGGGCUCUCCGGUCUCUCCGCAGCUAUUCAGUGCGCAUUAUCAGGACAUUCCGUCACUGUAUUGGAAAGUGCUAGAGAGCUAGCUGAGGUUGGCGCAGGUAUCCAGCUCACCCCAAAUGCUACACGACUCCUUCAAACAUGGGGCGUUUACGAGAACAUUCAAGGGCCCUGCGAGCCACGUACGUGUACGAUAUACAACUACAAAGGAACCGUCCUCGCGCACGAAAAGGACUUCGACAAGAACUGCCGCCGCAAAUACAACAGCCCUUUUACUGACUGCCAUCGUGUGGAUCUGCAACGGGCGUUGGUCGAACGUGCUGAAGAUCUAGGUGUGCACGUUGUCCUAGGGAGUCGGCUGGUAGGGAUUGAAUUUCCUGAAGGCACGAGUAUGACGAACGGAAACUCUACAUACACAGCCACCAACAACUCUGGCUCUGUUGACGGGAGAGCCAGAAUCACACUCGCCAAUAAACAGAACCUCACAGCCGACCUCAUCGUCGGCGCAGACGGCCUCUGGUCUACCUGCCGUUCCAUACUUCUCAACCGCGCCGACGCCCCUCUUCCGACCGGCGAUCUCGCAUACCGCAUUGUCCUAUCCCUCGACCAAAUUCCACUUUCCGACACUAAGCUGCGCAACAUGGUACAAAACCCCGACGUACGUUUCUGGAUCGGCCCCGAUGCUCACGCGGUCGCUUACAGCCUGCGAGGAGGUACGAUGCUGAACCUAGUUCUCCUCGUGCCUGACGACCUCGAAGAAGGCGUCGCGAAAGCCGAUGGAGAUCUUGCAGAGAUGAAGAAGCUAUUCGAAGGAUGGGAUGGAGUUCUGACCACUCUCCUUACUCACGUCCACCAAGUCUCCAAAUGGAAACUCAUGCAUCGCGACCCGCUUCCAACCUGGACCCACCCUUCAUCCCGCCUCGUUCUCAUCGGCGACGCAUGCCAUCCCAUGCUACCCUACCUUGCGCAAGGCGCCAAUUCCUCGAUAGAGGAUGGUGCCGCACUCGGCGCUCUGCUUGAUUCUUCCAAAAAUCCUCAUUUCAAAUCGGACAAGGACUUAGAGGGAGUGCUGAGGUUGUUCGAAAAGAUAAGGAAGGAGAGGGGGGAGGGUAUUGCGAGGGAAACAUUUGCACAGAGGAGGGACUUUCAUUUGAGAGACGGCGCAGAGCAGAAGGAGCGCGAUGAACUGUUCAGGGCGUGGAUGGACGGAGCUGGAACUGGAAAGUUUCCGAGUCGUUGGACCUGUCCCAUCGUGCAGAAGUGGUUAUAUGGGUAUGAUGCCCUCGGUGAGGUUGAUGAAGCUGUUAGAAAUCAAAUGUCCGUGUAG